Ictidomys tridecemlineatus (thirteen-lined ground squirrel) is the source of this 5280-nucleotide messenger RNA. RefSeq names its product calcium voltage-gated channel auxiliary subunit beta 2 (gene Cacnb2). Gene Ontology annotation, biological process: calcium ion transmembrane transport. Gene Ontology annotation, molecular function: protein binding; voltage-gated calcium channel activity. NCBI's taxonomy places the organism in Eukaryota, Metazoa, Chordata, Mammalia, Rodentia, Sciuridae. The record is from RefSeq and is a predicted model, not a curated record. Gene Ontology annotation, cellular component: voltage-gated calcium channel complex.
CUACACUGAUUUCCAGCCUUGUUCUUUUAUCUAGGACUUCUAAUUUGCUCUCCUUUGGGAAUUCUAUUUCUCUUACCUUAUAAACAAAUGCUACGGGUUGUUAAGAUACCAGCCUUUCAUGGAAUCUUGAAUCAACAACAGGUGCACCAUGAGUCUCUGAGACUGCAGAGAGAGCAAUACCCACGUCCUCCUGAGACUGCGCGGAAGGUACUUCCAGGUGCACAUUGUAUCUGAUGCUAUGUAUUAUUUAUUGAAACUGAGCUCUGCACUUUCUUUAUCCUCUGGGAAACACUGGAGACUGGUGCCUCCUAAAAUGGAUGCCACCAACAGCUAAACUGCAAAGUCUUCUAAAUGUUCUUUGCUUUCAUUGUUUUGUUUAAUAAGAAUUUGCAAGCUAGAGCUACCAAGUUUUUUAGUAAAGCUUGAAGAAUAAUUGGGAAUUACAGUUGAACACCCGAAGGAAGAACACCUCUGUGAUUUUGGUCGUUUCCACAUGGAUUCAAGUUUUAUUUUAUUUUUUUAAGGGAAUACCCAGCUGGAUUUUGUGGAUAUGUAAAAGAUUUAUAUGUUGCAACCUCUGCCUCUAUAGACUGCAUGAUUACUGUAUCGAUCUGACUGUUAUGUGUGUGUUCAGAUGCUUAAUACCAGGAAGGAAGAUGGGUUAUCUGAAGAUUAUCUUCAUUGUUACUUAUGAUAUCUGUGUCUGGCAAACCAGAGAACUUUUUGCAUUUGGGUAACAAAGAGGUUUGGAAUAUACUCCAUUGGAUGUUUCCAUGUUGGUGAAACUGUUGUUGACCAUCUUGGUUCUGCAUGUUGCCAUGCUAAAAGUACCUAAGGGUAAAAAUGUCUCCUGGGGUUCGGCAGACUCCUACACCAGCCGUCCAUCCGAUUCAGAUGUGUCUCUGGAGGAGGACCGGGAGGCAGUGCGCAGAGAAGCUGAACGACAGGCCCAGGCACAGUUGGAAAAAGCAAAGACAAAACCCGUUGCAUUUGCAGUUCGGACAAAUGUCAGCUAUAGUGCAGCCCAUGAAGAUGAUGUUCCAGUGCCAGGCAUGGCCAUUUCGUUUGAAGCAAAAGAUUUUCUGCAUGUUAAGGAAAAAUUUAAUAAUGACUGGUGGAUAGGGCGACUGGUUAAAGAAGGCUGUGAAAUCGGAUUCAUUCCAAGCCCAGUUAAACUAGAAAACAUGAGGCUACAGCAUGAGCAGAGAGCCAAGCAAGGGAAAUUCUACUCCAGUAAAUCAGGAGGAAAUUCUUCAUCCAGUUUGGGUGACAUUGUUCCUAGUUCCAGAAAAUCUACACCUCCAUCAUCUGCUAUAGACAUAGAUGCUACUGGCUUAGAUGCAGAAGAAAAUGAUAUUCCAGCAAACCACCGCUCCCCUAAGCCCAGUGCAAACAGUGUAACGUCACCCCACUCCAAAGAGAAAAGAAUGCCCUUCUUUAAGAAGACAGAGCACACUCCUCCUUAUGAUGUUGUACCUUCCAUGCGGCCAGUGGUCCUAGUGGGCCCCUCUCUGAAGGGUUAUGAGGUCACAGAUAUGAUGCAAAAAGCAUUGUUUGAUUUUUUAAAACACAGAUUUGAAGGGCGGAUAUCUAUCACAAGGGUCACUGCUGACAUUUCCCUUGCCAAACGCUCAGUAUUAAACAAUCCCAGUAAGCAUGCAAUAAUAGAAAGAUCCAACACAAGAUCAAGCUUAGCGGAAGUUCAGAGUGAAAUCGAAAGGAUCUUUGAACUUGCAAGAACAUUGCAACUGGUAGUUCUUGAUGCGGAUACUAUUAAUCAUCCAGCUCAACUCAGUAAAACAUCUUUGGCCCCUAUCAUAGUGUAUGUAAAGAUUUCGUCUCCUAAGGUUUUACAAAGGUUAAUAAAAUCUCGAGGGAAAUCCCAAGCUAAACACCUCAAUGUCCAGAUGGUAGCAGCAGAUAAACUGGCUCAGUGCCCUCCAGAGUUGUUUGAUGUGAUCCUGGAUGAGAACCAGCUUGAAGAUGCUUGUGAGCACCUUGCUGACUAUCUGGAGGCCUACUGGAAGGCCACUCAUCCUCCCAGCAGCAACCUCCCCAACCCUCUCCUUAGCCGUACCUUAGCCACUUCAACUCUGAGCCCCACCCUAGCCUCUAACUCACAGGGUUCUCAAGGUGAUCAGAGGACUGAUCGCUCAGCUCCUGCCCGUUCUGCUUCCCAAGCUGAAGAAGAACCUUGUUUGGAACCAGUCAAGAAAUCCCAGCAUCGCUCCUCCUCCUCUGCCACACACCAUAACCAUCGCAGUGGUACGAGUCGAGGGCUCUCCAGGCAAGAGACUUUUGACUCUGAAACCCAGGAGAGUCGAGACUCUGCCUAUGUGGAGCCAAAGGAAGAUUAUUCCCAUGAACAUGUGGACCACUAUGCCCCACAUCGUGACCAUAACCACAGAGAUGAGACCCAUGGGAGCAGUGACCACAGACACAGGGAGUCUCGGCACCGUUCGAGGGACACAGACCGAGAGCAGGACCACAAUGAGUGCAACAAACAACGAAGCCGUCAUAAAUCCAAGGAUCGCUACUGUGACAAGGAUGGAGAAGUAAUAUCCAAAAAGCGGAAUGAUGUCGGGGAGUGGAAUAGGGAUGUUUACAUCCGCCAAUGACUUUUGCCCUUUGUCUCCCCCUCCCUCAAGUCCCCUCAAACAAUCUUUGGGGUCUACAUUGCAAUCACAUGUGAUCUGUCUUGUAUAUUUUGUAUUGCUGUUGCUUAAAUAGCAAUAGCAUGAAAUAGAGUAUUAAUAUCCAUUAUUUUCUUUUGGAAGUGCUAUAUAAACUGGCCUGGUACAGCAGUUCUCUGGUUAUAUACUAGACUCUUCAAAACCUGUUUGAGGUAGCUGCCACAUGAACAAAAUCUUUUGCCGUCCAGACAACGUUGGUGUUUUAAGAAAUGUAGUUGAUGUACAUCCAGCAAGCCAGAUUCAGCACAGAUUAAAAAGUGGAAUUUCUUGGUUCUCCAGAUUUUUAAUACCCAGAUACCUGAUGGGCAUAUUCAUUCAUUCAUGGACCACUGUUUCUUGCUUGUACCUCUGGCUGACUAAAUUUGGGGACAGAUUCAGUCUUGCCUUAUACAAAGGGGAUCAUAAAGUUAGAUUCUAUUUUCUAUGUACUAGUACUGUGUACUGUAUAGACAGUUUGUAAAUGUUAUUUCUGCAAACACCUUAUUAUAUAUAAUAUAUACAUAUCAGUUUGAUCACACUAUUUUAGAGUCUUAAUGCCAAGUCAGCAGAUUUGCUUUAUGAAUUACAGGGAUCAGAAAUGCCCACAUUCAGGAAAUUUGUAAUAAUGUUGUCUAGACACCUCUCCCCAUUCUAAAAAAAAGUCUGUAUAUAAUGUAAAUAUGUGUGAUUGCUUGACUUAAAAAGGUUUGAUUUCUGAAUGUUCUACCAUCCUUGUAAGUUUAUAAUUUUAAUCAUAAAUUAUGGUAAAUAUAACCAAACUCCAGAGAUUGUUCUACUCCAUACAGUUCACCCAGAUUGUGACAAACACAUACUUAGGAGCUAGUCACGGCACUGGAGUAUAUGAGCCGGAACCCGCUGUGUGCAUGUGUCUGUACGUAAGAAUGUGCACGAGUGAUUGAGAUGUUUGAGAUGCUGAAAACUAACGAAGAAACUAAAGUCUGCUAUCUAGAAUUCUCACCUGGCUUUGUACUUAAUCGUGCUAUAUGUUGCUUUAAUAAUCCAUUGAGAAGUCAGGGAAGGUGAGGAAGCUUGCUGCCAAAGGUAACUAGAAAAGCAUUCAUCUGCUGGCUCCUUAUUUUUGCUCCUAGAGAGUAAAAAUACAGGCAACUUUUACUGUGAGUGUUUCACUGGAAAUAUACAAUCUUUGUGUGUUAGAGUAUUUGUUUUAGUAAGAAACGUUUACACAGCUUGUGGAAGUAUUUCAUAGGAAAAUAAAUUUUUAUAACUUCUCCCACUUCAUUUUCUAACCUUGCCUUUUAAUCUUGUUGUUUAUCUCCUAGUUACCUACCGUUCCUCCCACCACCAACUUGAAUAGUUUUACUGUCUGUCAGAACCCAGAAGUGCUUCUUACAACCAAAGUUUCUGCUCUUCAGAAGUUAUCAGGGCAAAAUGGGGUGACUUGAAGUGAAUGAAAUGUUAAUAUUUUCAUACAUCUACUCUGAAGGGGAAUCUAGAAGACACUAUCUCCAUGCCUCAAUUAUACUGCUGUAGGAGCUUCCAAUGCUAUUUUGCUAAUGCUAAAACAUUCUGUCUCUCAAGUGUUAAGACAGUAUUAGGUGUGCAAAUACCUAGCACUUGAAGCUUGUCCCAGGAAAAUGCCUAUCUAUAAUUGCCUAACUUCAGAUCUGUACAUUAAUUUAUUUAACAAUAAUAAUUAUAGUAAUUUAUUUUGCUUUCUUAAUUAUUCCAAGUUCUUGCCAAAUAUUCUUGGGCAUUAUUUCCCCUACACCCAAGAAUACUGGAGUUUUACCAGCUAAGUGAAAAAUUUCAGAAUUAGUCUUCUGUACUGCUUAUAAAAACUUACAGAAUAUAGUCAUUAGUUUUGACAUAACUUUACAUGAUUAAAAAAUAUAUUCCAAUUUAAAUUUCUUUUAAAACACACACUAAGAUAUUAAUUACCAAUCUAUUCCUUUCUUACGUUAGUUCAUCCCAAUUAACAACUUUGGAAUUCUUAAAUUCUUGAAGUGUAACUGGCAUUUACCUUUCCUGCUGCUAUCAAUAGUGCUAAUAGAUUUCAUCUUUUUAAUUUUGUCCCUGAUUCUUAGUUUCUCACUUGACUGUGGAACACAUUAGUAUAAAUUAGAAUUUUCCUUAAAUAAAUAUAUUGAAGACUCUGAUACAGCAUUUAUGUGAAAACUGUAUAGUGGGCAUAUGCAUAAAUGUGUGUAGUACAUCUAUAAAUGAAGAAUAAUCACAAGGACAAUGGGAUAUUUACUGACUUGUGGAAUGUAAAAUUAGUCUUCACACAGCAGAGGCUUAAUCUUAACCUAUACAUUUAUACAAUCAUGAUUUUUGUAGUCAACCUAGAAAAUGCUGGAAAUGUUCUUUACUGGUCUUUGUCAUAUCCAUUUCAAUUUUUUCCUAUGCUUUUCUCUACUGCUUAUUUAAGUUACUGUUACAAAAAGGUGCUGCUAAAUGUAGGAUGUCUUAGUCAUACUGUACUUUGGGACAAUGCCACAUUUUAACAUGGUCUGCUAUGCAUUCCUGUUAAACAAACAUGCACUGUCAGCUACACUGAACUGUUCAACAAACCUGGUUUAAAGUCGUUCAUAUAAAACAAAUAAAGAGCUGGCUUCUGCACUGUUAA